UUCUUGUACUCAGUUCAAUAUCUUGCUUUUUUUCUUCUUUCUAAAUAUUUUUCUGUAUCUGGGCACUGCUCAAAAUUUUUUUUUUUUUUCUCAAGACUCUGCUGCUUUCCACUUGUUCUGAACAAAUGGAAGAUGUUUUGUGUUGUUUAAUGGUAUGGUAAUAUGAUAUUCUGUGUCUGAGGCAAUCAGCUUUUUAAAGCUUGGAAAAAGAGAAACUUACUGAAAUCUUAUAAUGCCAGUUCCACUUGCCCCAUAUCCAUCACCACCAGCACCAUAUACUCCACCUUCAAAUGCAGGUGCACAAAGCCAGUUAGUAUGCUCUGGAUGCCGAAAUCUUUUACUCUAUCCGGUCGGAGCUACUUCUGUAUGCUGUGCUGUUUGCAAUGCAGUCACAACAGUGCCGCCUCCGGGGACAGAAAUGGCCCAGCUGGUAUGUGGAGGUUGCCACACCUUACUAAUGUACAUACGCGGAGCAACAAGUGUGCAAUGCUCUUGUUGUCACACUGUUAAUCUUGCCUUGGAAGCAAAUCAGGUCGCACAUGUCAAUUGUGGAAAUUGUAGGAUGCUACUGAUGUACCAAUAUGGAGCAAGAUCUGUGAAAUGUGCAGUUUGCAAUUUUGUGACAUCAGUUGGGGUCCCAACAACCGCGACCGAGCAGAAAUUCAACGGCUAAAGUAUGAAACACUUCAAAUGAGGCUAUAAGAAGAUGAUAUAUGUCAAAUAAUCAGAGAAUUUUUUUUCUCUAGUAAUCCAUUGUAUAGAGUUUUUUCUUUGUUUUUUUUCCCUUUUGCGUGCCCUUCCAAAAGAAUAAGUACUUUUCUCUUGCCAGGUUGGAUGUAUGAGAAGUAUUUUUCUAUGAGAAAAAGACAUUAGAGUGUGAGUGUUCAUGAAUAUCUCCGGAUAAAGAUAAACUACUUCAAUUUUCUUUA
Messenger RNA from Humulus lupulus (European hop), 929 nucleotides. RefSeq names its product protein LOL1. The transcript is spliced from 6 exons. NCBI's taxonomy places the organism in Eukaryota, Viridiplantae, Streptophyta, Magnoliopsida, Rosales, Cannabaceae. The record is from RefSeq and is a predicted model, not a curated record. The coding region runs from base 233 to 673 and encodes 146 amino acids.